AUGGCCAAACGAUCGUUUGCGCCGGCGAAACUCCCGGUCACGAUUCUCACGGGGUUUCUAGGAAGUGGCAAGACAACGCUGCUCAACCACUUGCUCACGCAGAACCACGGCAAGAAGUUUGCCAUCAUCGAAAACGAGUUUGGUGAAGUCGGUGUGGACGACCAGCUCAUUCGUCAAGUCGCCAGCCCCAAUGACUUAGGCGGGGGCGAUGCCAGAAGCCGCAAAUUCAACAUGGGUGAAGAGAUAUUGACCAUGAACAACGGCUGCAUCUGCUGCUCAGUACGAGGUGACCUCGUUCGGCUGAUUGCGCAGAUCGUCCGACGCAAUGGAGGUCGUAACCAGCUGGAUGGGAUCAUCAUUGAAACUACCGGAAUGGCCGACCCUGGUCCUGUGGUGCAGACCUUCUUUGCUGAGCCUUUGGUGGCGGCAACGUGCAAACUCGACGGUAUCAUCACUGUCGUCGAUGCAAAGCAUAUUUUGCAGCAUUUGUGCCCAGGCGCUGGUGUAGAGCGCGAAUGCCAAGAGCAGAUUGCGUUUGCCGACCGUGUCUUACUAAACAAGACGGACCUGGUUAGCCCGAUGGAGCUCAAGGAGAUUCGGUCUCGGAUCUUCGACAUCAACAGCACCGUGUCGAUCACCGAGUGCCAGCAGUGUCGAGUGGACUCUUCCGAGCUCCUUAACGUCCGGGCUUUCGACUUGGACUCGAUACUGAAGCGACAGCCUGACUUUCUCAAGACCGAAGAGGUCAGUAGCGGUGCGCACGACCACGAAGACAAGAAGGAUAGCACUCGCACCUCGACCCACGAGCACAGUCACGAGAACGAUCAUGAAGACGAGCAACCUUGCGGCAGACGCAGACAUAAUCACGCCUUGGUGUCGUCAGUGGGCUUGGUCUUGCCCGAUCCGAUUCUAGUGGCGCUACUGGAAGAAUGGAUCGAUGACUUGCUAGAGACAGAGGGAGACGAUCUAUUGCGCUACAAAGGCGUCGUCAACGUCGCUGGCAUUGAUCAAAAGUACGUCUUUCAGGGCGUGCAUACGCUGUUCAAUGGUCGCUUUGCCGGCACGUGGGCGCCAGGUGAGACCCGAGAGACUCGGUUUGUUUUCAUCGGCAAGAACCUCGACCGCGAUGCGCUUACUGAAGGGUUCCUGGCCUGUCGAGCUGGUCAAGACCUACGCUUCCAAGUAGGCGACCGAGUGCUUGCUAACACGGGUGAGGAGGGGUUCCAGGCAGGCACGAUCGUGCAGCUUUGGGACCAGGGGAACCCGUACGCUAUUCAGCUUGACAAUGGUCGCAAAACAUGGGCUCCUGUGGACGAGGCUCAACUCGUACGGGCGCUUGCGAGUCAAGAAGAAGAAGAAGAAGAAGAAGAGGAAGCAGAAGAAGAAACGACGAGGCAACAGCCUCCUCUUGCGAUGGUCCACAUACUGGCAUGA
Messenger RNA from Hyaloperonospora brassicae, 1434 nucleotides. NCBI's taxonomy places the organism in Eukaryota, Oomycota, Peronosporomycetes, Peronosporales, Peronosporaceae. The record is from the annotation of a GenBank genome assembly.